Topomyia yanbarensis is the source of this 2225-nucleotide messenger RNA. RefSeq lists its product as uncharacterized. Gene Ontology annotation, cellular component: nucleus. The coding region runs from base 515 to 1591 and encodes 358 amino acids. Gene Ontology annotation, molecular function: zinc ion binding. The record is from RefSeq and is a predicted model, not a curated record. Lineage: Eukaryota; Metazoa; Arthropoda; Insecta; Diptera; Culicidae. The transcript is spliced from 7 exons.
GUGAAUGAAAUUCUUGAUUUGUGAAUCCGAUGGUUAAAUUCCAUGUACCAAGUGCUUACAAGUGGCUUCAUUUUGUAUGCAUUAUUUUUUUUUUUAAUCCAUGAGUAAAACCUGAAAUUUUACAUCACAUAAAUAAUAUCAAUAAAAGUAGAAUGCUAUUUGAAUUAUGCUCUGAAUUCCCAGAUAGGCCCAUUUCGGUUUUAAUCAAAUACAACCGUUACACCGAAAUCAGCCGGCAAAUAUACGGUCCAGCGGAAAUGGUUCACAAUGCCAGCACCCUUCAACAAGGACAUGCGCGCUCAGCGGGAAACAGCUGCUACUUCCUUCAAGUGCAUGAAAUCCUUCCAAUAGUGUCAAUUUACUGACGGUACUGACAGCAUUGCAAUUAGAAAAAACUAAUAAAUAAUCAACUAACAUUAGUAAUCGUUUUCUAAACUAACUGCUGUGAAAAUUAGAAUUAAGGUAGAUCGAUUUCGACAGUUCAAGUUUUAUUAUAGAAACUGACCAAUGACCUAUGGCCAAGAUACGAAAUGUGUUCAAAAAGCACCUUAUCCCGAACCUGGAGAGCAAGUGUCGGCUGUGCCUCUCAGACAAGACGAUGGUGCAGUCGAUUUUCCAAUGCGAAAGCAAAGAGACGACCGAUACGCUUGUGGACAAAAUAUUCGAAUGCACCGCAAUUAUGCUCUCCAAGGACUUCGACUUUCCUUCACCAAUUUGUGAAGAUUGUGCUCUAAAGUUGGACGAGUUUUUGCUGUUUAGAGCUAAAUGCCUGAGAAGCAACGAAAUUUAUAGGUUCAACAAGUUGCAUAAAUCCAGGCUAUUCAGUUCCCGAUUGCAAAGUAAUGGUUGUGGAGAAACCGAUCGCAAGGAUCAGAAACCGCCUGAUAGUAAAGAAGAGGACCACACGAUCGAUCACGUGGACAAAGAUACGAUAGGUACGAGUAGUAGCAGCGACGAUGUGAAUAUUACUACUAUUAAAAAUGAACUGCCAGUUGUCAGCUGUGUGCUUGUAGAAGCAGCGGCGAUAAACGAUCCUACUGACUAUAACGGAAAGACCGACGAGCCUUCCGAAACUGAUGUAAAAGAAUCAUCGGAUAUAUUGAUUAUUGAUGACACUGAAGUUACAACAAGAAGCGAACCUAUACUGUCAGAAGACUCCUCCAAAACCCAGAAAAUCACGUUGAAGAUCGAUGGAUUUACAUUUCCUUUAGGCACGGUUACGGAAUUGGAAUGCUUGGAACGUUGCAUACAGUCAUGCUCUGAAACAAAAAAUCAAUUUAUUACACUGCUACGUUCGCUGAAAAAUAGCAAUACCUCUUUAAGCGAUACAUAUCAGCGACUGUUCACUGACGCGUUAACGAUACACUACAACUAUGACGGAAUUUCGCCUAAAUACAACAAACGAUCGCUCAAGAGUCUUUCCAUAUUCACCAAAUGCAUGCCCGCUGCAUGGGACGAUCACAUGGACGCUAAUAUGGUACGCGAAGCAAUAAUUGAGGCUGUGAAAAAGUCACACAAUCGCUACAAUCAAUGCAGUCAUCGCAAGCGUACCAGGCAAGUAUACCUUCAUCCAAUAUCCCACUUUAACUAAUUAAAUUGUAACUUCCAGCUACGAGUGGUUAUAGCUGGUUAUACCGCAUUGAGUGGGUCAACAUGCAAGUGCUCUACAAAUUCCUGAAAGUAAUCAGUAGCAAGCAUGCUUUAAACCCACAUUAGGACAACCGCGGUUCAACAUAGUCGAACCUUACUAGAAGACAGUGAUGGCAAUGUUGAACUUUCUUCGCAUCGAAAAAUGGCAACAUGAAGCAUAGGAACAAUUAUUAUAAUUGAAAUGAUAGCUAACUAACCAGUAGCCGAGUAAUUCAGAACCCGCAAGGAACCAACUAUGAUUACUACAACGAAAUUCGAUUUAACAAAAAUAAACAAAAAAAAGCAACUGCGAAUUCGAUAGAUUAGUGAAAGUGACACGUUAGAAAUUUUAUCAAGAAGUUUUAAAGUGUUAUUACUGAAUUUUAUUAUAUUAGAAGUGUAAGCGACAGAUAGAAUCUUUUAAAUUCGACUAUUUUACAUCGACUGUUUUCAAAGAGUAGAUGCUUCAGGUGAAAUAGAAACGAAAGAAGCAACGAUCACGCGUCCUGUUACGCACGGCAUGCAUAUUAGGCUUGUUCAAUGAAAUAUUCAAAUAAAAUCAAGUUUAAUACAAAACAAACUCGGCAUUGUGAUAA